Exophiala viscosa is the source of this 2133-nucleotide messenger RNA. RefSeq lists its product as uncharacterized. The record is from RefSeq and is a predicted model, not a curated record. The transcript has a single exon. Lineage: Eukaryota; Fungi; Ascomycota; Eurotiomycetes; Chaetothyriales; Herpotrichiellaceae. Bases 158 to 1888 code for a protein of 576 amino acids.
AUGUCUGAAUACGAUGUCCAUCAAAGCUGUCUUAUAUCUCCUGAAAAUCCCUCUCUGAUCAAGUUAUUAUCCUCCCAUUCAUCAUAUCAACAUCCCCUCCGUGUGAGAGACCACCCUGUCACCCACAGAAGCAUCUCUCCACCAGUCGGAUACAGCCAUGGCAGCUUUCUCAUCCGUAUGGGAACUGUCCAGGACAACGAACGAUUUGAUAGGCAUUUCAACAGGUUUUCUUCAGGCAGCAACGACUGACAAUGUUCAACCCCUCGCAUUAUUAGCAUGUGAAAGCUUUGGAGCUACUCUGCCCAUGAGCUACGAAACCCGCAAGACUGUUGGCGCUUUGUGCUCCCAGGGUCAUCAAAGCCAGAUCAUCGAGCAUUUGAAGUUUCAAGUGGGAUGGCGCAAUGGUGAUAGUGGUUGGCACCUUUCUCGAAGUGAUGCUGGCCAGCGGUUCCUUGGUCUAGCAGCAUGCCUCCUUACAUUUGACCAGUGGUCUGCUGCGCAGACGUUUCAAGAGCUCAUCAUUGCUACUGCUGCCGAUAAGCUGCUCGUGCCCACAGCAAGACAGCUUCAAGACCUUCUCACGUAUCUCGAAUCCCGGUUAGGGCGUUCAGACUUUUCAACUAACGUCGUAGGCUGGCAGCUCCAUAUCGACAAUAUGAGACGGCAAAGCAUGCGCACGCAUUACGCACCAUCGGGUGCAGUCACGCAGAAGGUUGUCGAAGCCCUGUCCAGCCUCCAACGCCUCGGUGACCAGAGAAGGCACAGUCUGAAAAUUGAAAUCGUACAUCAGGAAGCAGCUUGGGUGAUAGCACUGAUCAAAUGGCUUUUGGGUCGUCCUCCAAAUGUUGAAUAUGGCGGCAGUACUCCUUUGCUAGCAGGAUCACAAGUGACUGUCAUCCCGUGUGAUGAAGGCUUUGAAGGUGAUACCGACGACUGGGACCUUGAUCAGCGGCUCCAAAUUACUGUCUGUGACCGAUUUGACAACAUUCUGGAGCUGAUCACAGCGGGAGACCCUAACCAAGAUUUCAUCGGGUUAGUGCCGGUGACCAGACUUGCUGAGUCUUUCGUACAGUACUUUGGUCCCCAAGACUCUCCACGGUGGCUAGCUGCCGUUGACAUGAUCUCUUACGGAUGCUCGGCACUCUUGAGACACGUUCGAAAAGGAAAAGAUGACAAAGUGAGUCGGCUCUGUCAUGGACUGCCUGGUGAUACCUCUGUCAAGACAACUGCCAAAUACCCCUUUGAGUCCGAUAUCUCAGAAACAAUGGCACGAUUCUUAGGACUAGAAUCGACAUUCAUGCUCAAGAAACACCCUCCACACUACUCUGAGCACAUCGAGGCGAUACAAGAACUUCAACGAGAAUUCCUUGAUCUCGAAGACGAUAUAUUAGUUGUCAAAAAAUGUAUCGCAACCAUUUUUGCCCUGUCGCUGUUCGUUCCAAACCCCAGUCUGCCGCCACUAUCUGUUCUUUACGAGAGUCCCGGAUGGACAUCAAGAGAUGGAUUUGAAAGACCAAGAUUUCUUCACGAACGUCUUUGGGGUAUCUUGCAGGAUAUCGAUGUUGCUAUUGACGACAGAGCAGGAGUCGACAGAGAGAGAAAUGACACCUCCAACAACAACUUCGAUGCAUCCCCACGUCAUCUUUUCCAGUCUGCUCUCCGGCUCCUUGGUCACCAGGUUUCUUCGGCGGAGUCGCUGGCCAUGUCCAGUUUCAGCGGCCAGACCGUCUUUCCCGAGAUCUUACAUAGCCUGGAGCUGCAGCACGAGAGCCGUGUACGGCUCUUCUACAUGCACGGCGUAUCUUGUGGAAGAGUGAUAAAUACAGCCAGGUCACAACGCACCAUUAUACGGACAGUGGCGAACGCUAUGAUGACAUGGGAUUGCUAGAAAGGGGCAAUGCUACACCACAGCCUCUGAGCUUGGAGAAAGACGUGCCCUACGAUGGUUUCACGAAAUGCGAGUUGACAUGGCAAGUCGAAUGCCGCUACGACAAGCUAAGCAUUGCGCUGGGUUCCAAUUCCAACAAAGAUGAGGUCAAUCCAAUGGUACCAUUCACUACGAUGGACGAUGUGUUCUUUGUUGACUGCACGCAUGAUCGCUAUACACGGUUUCCAUUCACUGACGGAUACUAU